AUGCAAAGUUUACGAAAACGAGACUAUCCUCAAUUCCUGUUUACUACCGCUUCAUUAUCUCUUAACGUUCAUCUGACCAUCUUACGAAUCUGCCUGUCCUCUAGAAUCCCGAUGUACGAUGCCUGGAUUACAGCUCUGCAUGAUGCUAGUAAUGACCGUACCGUUAAAAUCGUUGCAGUAACUGGUGCGGGUGAUUACUUCUCCAGCGGUAAUGAUUUAUCGAACUUUACAAUGACCAAAUCCCCUCUGGAAAUGGCCGAAGAGGCAAAAUCUCUCUUACUACGUUUCGUUGCAGCCUUCAUUGAUUUUCCAAAGCCUCUCGUUGCUCUGGUCAAUGGACCUGCUGUCGGAAUUUCUGUGACAACUCUCGGGCUUUAUGACUACAUUUUUGCAGCUGACAAUGCUACAUUUCAUACUCCCUUCACGAGCUUAGGCCAAACUCCUGAAGGUUGCUCCUCAUAUACGUUUCCAAAAGUUAUGGGACAAAUAAAAGUGAGUUAUAAUUUUAUCCUGCCUAUGGCUUUCCUUAAGAUAUUAUUGGUGUAG
Protopolystoma xenopodis is the source of this 546-nucleotide messenger RNA. The record is from the annotation of a GenBank genome assembly. NCBI's taxonomy places the organism in Eukaryota, Metazoa, Platyhelminthes, Monogenea, Polystomatidea, Polystomatidae.